CUCGCCGCGGCAGCCCAGCGGGCCGAGACCGGCCGGGCCCGACCAGAGCGGCCCCGGGGGCGAUGCGGCUGCUGCCCCUGCUGCGCGCUGUCCUGUGGGCCGCGCUCCUCGGCUGCCCGCUGCGGGGGGGCUCCGGCCUCCGCCACGCCGUCUACUGGAACUCCAGCAACCCCAGGCUGCUUGGGGGAGACGCUGCGGUGGAGCUGGGCCUCAACGAUUACCUAGACAUCUUCUGCCCGCACUAUGAAGGGCCGGGGCCCCCGGACGGCCCCGAGACGUUUGCCUUGUACAUGGUGGACCGGCCGGGCUAUGAGGCCUGCGAGGCCCAGGCGCCGGGCGCCUUCAAGCGCUGGGAGUGUGCCCUCCCUUUCGCUCCCUUUGGCCCCGUUCGAUUCUCGGAGAAGAUUCAGCGCUUCACACCCUUCUCCCUUGGCUUCGAGUUCUUGCCUGGAGAAACCUACUACUACAUCUCGGUGCCGACCCCGGAGAGUUCUGGCCGCUGCUUGAGACUCCAGGUGUCUGUCUGCUGCAAGGAGAGGCGAGCCAGAGCCCUCAUAGGACUCCCCGGAGGAGGGGCCCCGGGCGUCAAGCCAACCAGACCAGUGGAAGAGUGCUGGGAGAGGUCGGGCUGGCCCCUCAUCGCCAGCGGGAGAGUUGCUGCCGGGGCUGCACACAGCCCUGAACCCCACCCCCAGCCCAGGCAGGACGGACAGGGUCUCAGGCAGCUACUUUGAUGUUCUCCGCCCAUCCCCCCAGCAAGACUGGGAUUUGGUGGGAUGGAGCCCUUGAGCCUGCGGGGGGCCAACACGGAAGACCUGGGGACAGGUGCAUUGCCAGACCGGGACAAGCCCGCGGCCUGUGCCCAGCCCCCUGGGGGCCAUCUCCCUGGGGCAGCACGCCCCCUCCCCAGGGGGCCAUUCGCUUGUCUUCUGUGAAGACGGACUUGCCACGAAGCUGGACAUCAUGCCAGUUUGUAUUUUUAUAAGUGUCUGGACUAAACCCUCAAUAAACCACCCCCUUAUGCUGUUCUCCCC
This is a messenger RNA of Hyaena hyaena (striped hyena), 1034 nucleotides long. RefSeq names its product ephrin A4 (gene EFNA4). The record is from RefSeq and is a predicted model, not a curated record. Gene Ontology annotation, cellular component: plasma membrane. NCBI's taxonomy places the organism in Eukaryota, Metazoa, Chordata, Mammalia, Carnivora, Hyaenidae. Bases 63 to 734 code for a protein of 223 amino acids. Gene Ontology annotation, molecular function: ephrin receptor binding. Gene Ontology annotation, biological process: ephrin receptor signaling pathway; axon guidance. The transcript has 4 exons.